Molecule: messenger RNA, 636 nt
Organism: Suillus paluster
Lineage: Eukaryota; Fungi; Basidiomycota; Agaricomycetes; Boletales; Suillaceae
Exons: 3
Coding region: 222-485 (87 amino acids)
Molecular function (GO): protein binding
Source: RefSeq, a predicted model, not a curated record
GACGAGGUCCGACAUAGUCCGACAGUGGUCUGUCAUUGAAGAAUUGGUUCAGGAGUCAAAGAUUCGGCUGAAUUGUGUUUUGUGGGACGCUUGUUUCCAGUCAUGUGCGGCGCUGAGCGAGGAUCAGUUUCGCCACGAACUUGACUCAAAUAUCUGCACUCUGAUCUCACAUUCAUUGCGAAACCCUUCUCACCUUCAAGACAGAUUCGAACACGGACGUUAUGUCUGACCUUGAUCAGGCCAUUGAGGCCCUUCGGGCUGUAUUACAACUCCGCCCCCCGGGUCAUUCUGGGAGAAUCGCAGCUCUCAACGAUCUGGCCAUCAAACUUCAUGAAAGAUCUCAGCAACGGAGCGUCUUGUCUGACCUUGAUGAAGCCAUCGGGCUCCAUCGAUCUGUACCAUUACUCCGUCGCCCCGGUCAUCCUGAGAGAAUCCCGACUCUUAACGAUCUUGCCAUCCUAAUUCACGAGAGCUUCCAAAAGUGAGGCAACCAAUCUGACCUUGAUGAGGUCAUUGGGCUCCAUCGGGCUGUACUACUCCUCCGUCCCCCUCGGUCAUCCUGAGAGAGUCGCGACCCUCAAUGAUCUUGCUAUCAUCAUUCUGCGACAUUGUUCGUCGUAAGACGGAGUAUCACUG